Nerophis ophidion (straightnose pipefish) is the source of this 1326-nucleotide messenger RNA. Its product is annotated as natterin-3-like. NCBI's taxonomy places the organism in Eukaryota, Metazoa, Chordata, Actinopteri, Syngnathiformes, Syngnathidae. The record is from RefSeq and is a predicted model, not a curated record. Bases 33 to 1280 code for a protein of 415 amino acids. The transcript is spliced from 3 exons.
CCUCCUGGACUUUGUUUGAGCUGCACUGAUCAAUGUUUAUUGUGGAAGAGGACGGGUCAAAGUCAACGAUGAAGAGAAAAGUACAUAUUUGGGUCUGCUGCUGGAAGUCCACAACAGACCACUUCGGACUGGAGAUGAAGCUGUCGGUUCUCCUGCUGCUGGCAUUACCGGCUCUGACCUCGGCCUUUCAUACUGUGCUUGUAUCGGAGCUGGACCUCAGGGACGUAGUUCCAGAAAUACCACAUCGGUUAAUUCAUCGAGCUUAUCCUAUAACUUCAACAAUCUCCAGAGCCAUGGGCGAGUUGCCGUCUGCCAAAUUUGAGAGAACCAACCUGGAGUGGCAACAGUGGACGGGGUCGGUCCCCAACGGGGCCGUGUACAUCUACAACGGCUACAUGAGUCGCUAUGACUACGUGUGCAAGCACAAGUGCGCUUCAGGCUAUUACAACAUCGAACAAGGUGACUACUGUGUCUUCCCCUACGGUGGUAAAGCUCUCAAAUCAUCUGAAUUUUCAUUGCUGGUCAACAAAGAAGAAUUUGAGAUUCUGGAGUGGAAAGAGGGCGCCUAUGGUUCAGUGGCCUGGAAUGGGGUCAAGACAUGUCAGGACGAGGACAUAUACGUGGGUAAGAAUGAGUACGGUCUGGGGAAAGUGCAAGUCAGUCAUCGAGUCUUUUACUUACCCUACAAUGGAUGGGAGUACAACUACGAAAAACCGUACCAGUUCUUGGUCAUCCACGAGGAUGUAAAAAACGAGCAUUUGAUGGACGUAAAGUACAACACUGAUGGUGUCCCAGUGGUGGAGCAUCCCCCUGAGACACUGAAGAGCGAUACCAUACAGAACUCUGCUUGCGAUGAAGCCACGCUCUCAGACACCCUGACCAAGAGCACCAAGGUGGAGCACAAAUGGGAAAACAACUACAGCCUCUCAUUCGCCGGCAGCACCAGCAUCACCACCAAGAUCCCCUUCAUCACCUCUGCAGGCAUUCAGUUUAACAUGGAGGUCAACCUGAUGUUCACCUCAGGGACCACCUACAGCGAGACCACCUCACACAGCAUCAAGGUGCAGGCCCCCAUCCCUGCCGGCCAUUCGUGCAUUAUCGAAAUGGUGGCCAAAAAGUACGGGGCGGACAUCCCGUAUACUGCGCAACUCAGACGCACUUACAACAACGGUGAGAAUAAAUGGACCACAAUCACUGGGACCUACAAGAGCAUCCAGAUUACAGAAGUCCAAGCUGUGGUUAGCCGUUGUGAACCUCUACCUAAUGUCAAGCCUUGUUAAGCACAACACUUUGAUGGCAAAUAAAAAAAUACAUAUUUUACAAAGC